Entelurus aequoreus (snake pipefish) is the source of this 4165-nucleotide messenger RNA. RefSeq names its product ceramide synthase 2-like. Lineage: Eukaryota; Metazoa; Chordata; Actinopteri; Syngnathiformes; Syngnathidae. Gene Ontology annotation, molecular function: DNA binding; sphingosine N-acyltransferase activity. Gene Ontology annotation, biological process: ceramide biosynthetic process. Gene Ontology annotation, cellular component: membrane. The transcript has 11 exons. The record is from RefSeq and is a predicted model, not a curated record. Bases 426 to 1577 code for a protein of 383 amino acids.
AAAACAGCUGUACCGAGGACGGCAUAAACCGCCCCUCUUUACAGGAAAGCUAACGUCACUUUUACGGUUUAACAACCCUUCGACCCAGUUUAAACACACUUCCCAUUCCCUUCAUACAUCCAUUUGUCUGCCGGGUCGCCAUACUUGACUUAAUAUUCGAAGAGCCACCGUGUUUCCUCCCCCCUUUUGGUUUGAAGUGCCACUUCAAAGAAGAGUUGCCGUGGCGUUUGAAACACGACAUCUUUUCCCCGGAGAAUGAGGCGAACCUGAGCUGACUCAGAACGGGAAACUCGCUACUUGCGGCUCGUCAAACGCUCAGCAGCAAGUGGGAGUGUCUUUAAUGGAGGAACUUUUAUUUCAUUCUGCCAGCUUCAACAGGAAAGGAGAAUAAUACGACACAUACCUGCCCGCAUACGGUCGAGAGGAUGUUAUCGUGGCUAAAUAAGUGUCUAUGGGCAGACUGGAUUUGGUUUCCUGAAGGCCAUGGUUGGGCUGACUUCAAUGACCCCAAAGAUGACAUCGUCUUACCUCACGCUCUGGAUCUCUGGGCUUUCGUCCCCAUUGCUAUCUGUUUUCUGGUCAUUAGACCGCUUUUUGAAAGGUGGGUAGCAAUUCCUAUGGCAUCUGUGCUGGGUGUGAGUGACAAGAGACGUGUUUUUCCUCCCUUGAAUUCCACGCUGGAGGCCUAUUUCUGCAACAUAUCCAAGCACCCCACACAGAGCUCUUUAGAAAAGCUAAGUAAGCAAACAAGCUGCUCAGUUCGACAAGUCCAGCGAUGGUUCAGGCAGCGGAGGAACCAGGACCGUCCCAGCAAGAUAAAGAAGUUUCAAGAAGCCAGUUGGAGAUUCACCUUUUACUUGCUUGCUUUCUUCGCUGGCCUGGCAACCCUUGUUGAUAAACCAUGGUUCUAUGAUAUGACGAGGAUGUGGGAUAACUUCCCCAAAAUGCCAAUAUUACAGUCUCAAUACUGGUACUACAUGACUGAACUGGGCUUCUAUGUGUCCCUGAUUGUGAGCGUUGCAUCAGAUGUCAAACGUAAGGAUUUUAAAGAGCAAAUAGUUCACCACGUUGCCACCAUCGUCCUCCUCAGUUUCUCCUGGCUGGUCAACUAUGUCAGGGGCGGGACUUUGAUCAUGGUAGUACACGACGCAGCUGACUAUCUUAUGGAGUCAGCCAAGAUGUUCAACUAUGCAGGUUGGAAGAAGACCUGCAACUGCAUCUUCACAGUCUUUGCUGUUGUUUUCAUCAUCACCCGCCUCUUCAUUUUCCCUUUUUGCAUCUUACACGCCACAUGUGUGUACCCUUUGACCCUCUACAAGCCCUUUUUUGGCUUCUACUUCUUCAACGGGCUAUUGAUACUGCUGCUGGCUCUGCACGUCUUCUGGGCAGUGCUCAUCCUGCGCAUGGUCAUCAAAUUCCUCCCCGGCAACGGCAUAGUCGAGGACGAGCGGAGCGACAAAGAGGAGACAGAGUCUGACGAAGAAGAUGGUAGUGGCAAUGGUAAUAGAAGGAUGAAAAAUGGCCACAUGCAGAACGGCCAUGCUCCUCUCAACAACAACCGCAGUAAGAUGGACUGAGUGGACUGUGAGAGCAACUGUGCCAAAAAUCUGAGCCCUUCAAGUGGCACUUGGAAGGCAGCGAACGGGAGUGUGGCUUGGAGAGAGGCAACACACACACACACGCUCACACACUUACCUUACCUAAUAUUGAGCAAAGAACAUAUCAUGAUCAAGUGCCUUUGGUACUAAGGUGUCUUUUCUCAUUACCCAAUCACAUUUUGUUGUUGCCACACUGCUUGUAGCUUUUUCUUGUCACUGGAAGUCUUUUUGGAGCUGCUGAGGAUUGGACAGACAUUCCUUUCCCUGUGCAACAGUUUCUGAUGUGACACUGCAGCCUUUAAACCAAACGGCUUAUGGCUAAUUGCGCUAGUCUUCUCGGACCUUAGUAUGGACUAUUUGCGUUAGUUGCAGUAAUGCGCAGAGCAAAAUAAGUCAAGGGGGUUUAACAGUUGGUGAGCUGCCAUGGUCUAAACUGAGGAAUAAUUCAGUCUUGUUGUAAUUUUUCUUUGCCUUUCUCAAUACCAAACAAAACACAUUCACGGUCCAAAAUCAUUUUAACAUGUUGGUCUUGCUGAUGUUUCAAUUUAUAUAUUUUAUAGUUCAUAUGAUUUUUGCUUUCAAUUCCCAUUUAAAUGAGAAAAAAAUUAUUGAGUGUCGCUCAAACUUUUACAAGCUUGUCCAAAGUACGGCCGUAUUCUACAAAAAACAAUCAUUAUUCAUGAGCUAUGUCAUUAGAUAUAGUACAACCCGCUUAUGUUGACUUCCCGCAUGUGUCGACCAUCCCUGCAAGACCCGACCAACUGUGUUGAUACUAAAAAGUGCACACUUAAGUCCACUUCCACACACAUGGUCGACCGCUUCUGUUGACACAAAAUGUAUGUGAAAAAAUUCCUAGUUUACUUUCUUGCAGCAUGAAAAGACAAAAGCGACAUAACUACUCUUUAUAGUAACGCAGCAUCAAAACGUGCACACAGUUUAGUGCAAAAUAAGCCUAAACUAAAAACACAGUAGUAUUAACUUGGGUUCUACCACAGCAGCUAAAAACACGCACACAUACUGUACAGGCCAAAAGUUCGGACACACCUUCUCAUUUCAAUGCGUUUUCUUUAUUUUCAUGACUAUUUACUUUGUAGAUUGUCACUGAAGGCAUCAAAACUGUGACACCUGUGAAGUGAAAACCCUUUCAGGUGACUACCUUUUGAAGCUCAUUGAGAGAAUGCCAAGAAUGUGCAAAUCAGUAAUCAGAGCAAAGGGUGGCUAUUUUGAAGAAAAUAGAAUAUAAAACAUAUUUUAAGUUAUUUCACCUUUUUUUGUUAAGUACAUAACUCCAUAUGUGUUCAUUCAUAGUUUUGAUGCCUUCAGUGACAAUCUACAAUGUAAAUAGUCAUGAAAAUAAAGAAAACACAUUAAAUGAGAAGGUGCGUCCAAACUUUUGGUCAAGACAUACAACAAAAUUAUGCAUGGACAAAUACAGGAAAUACCCCAUUGGUUAAAAGAUUAAUAAGUGUGCAGGCAAUGGCUAGUUUAGGUAUCGGUUUUAGUUUACGUCGACAACUGCUUAAGUCGAGACAGUAAGUCAGUCUGAGGGAUGUCAACAAAAGCGGCUUCCUCUCUAGUACAGAAAUUCGCAACACAAAGCUAAGCUCAGUACAGUUAGCGUAGCAUAUUGUGACCUAUGCUACAUUGGAUUGAUUUUAGCAUCUUCAAUGUACAAAAUUGUAUCAAAAUGACCCUUCAAUUUUCAUGUAUGCAGCCGUCGUUUGUAAAAGUUGAGACACUCCUAUAUUCAUAAGUCCGUAACAUUUCUCUUCAGUGUUUUUUUGAACCAAAGAUGCACUUUAUGGCUUUCUCUUUGGCUCAAACCACAUUCAGUGUUACAUUUCAAUCCCAGUGUAAUUGACUGACUAUUGGGUCCUGAUUUGUUUUUGCGUUGUGCUUUAAUAUCCACCAGAGAUUGGCUUUCAUCAGUGUUUUCUUUCAGUUUGUCAAAAGAAUGUUGAAUGAAGAGCUUAAUUUGUUUCAUCGUGAAGAGGUGUUGAAAGAAUUUUUACAAGUGCCUUUAUCAUUUGGACUUUUUUUUUUUGUCACUAAGUGCUAUUUCGUGUCCCAACAAAAAUGUGCACUCUGGGCCUCGACUCGCCUUGUUUUUCUUUACACCUCAAGUCCUGCGUCCUUCAAAGAGUUUUGCCUUUAUGAAAACAAGUGUUUUUAGUCUGUCAUGUGUUGCUGGGAUGUAAUAUCAGACUGAGUAUAUAUUAAUGGAAUAUCCAGUAAAUAUUUUUUACUGGAAGUAAAGUCAAAAAGAUCUUAAACAAGCUUGAAGGGUAAAGUAAAUUUGACUAAGCUACAGUAGUUUUAAAUACUUAAUUCCAACAGUUUAGGAAAGUUCUUUCCUGCUCCAACGCACAUUCGUAGCCUGGUUCUCUUUCACCCUCUGGAUGGACACAAAUUCGCACAGUAGACACUUAAAAUGUUGGAGGAAAGCUGCCUGCAAAUAUGGAGUGCCGUAAAACUUAACACAAGAACACCUCUUUCACUGGUUUAAUGUUCAGAGAAACUUAUGCAGGCUUUGCUUCUUUCAAAAUAAAGCCAAUUUUAGUUCCUUC